AAUUUGGGAUGAGGAGGAGGAGGAGGGGGAGGAGGAGGAAGGGGAGGAAGAGGAGGAGAGGAGGAGGAGGAGGAGGAGGAGGAGGAGGAGGAGGAGGAGGAGGAGGAGGAGGAGGAGGAGGAGGAGGAGGAGGAGGAGGAGGAGGAGGAGGAGGAGGAGGAGGAGGAGGAGGAGGAGGGCCUAUGCUAGCAAACGAGGGCGGGAGGAUAGGGUGAGAAGGGCGAGGAGAGUGCGCGGAAG
Molecule: messenger RNA, 240 nt
Organism: Closterium sp. NIES-67
Lineage: Eukaryota; Viridiplantae; Streptophyta; Zygnematophyceae; Desmidiales; Closteriaceae
Source: the annotation of a GenBank genome assembly